Molecule: messenger RNA, 225 nt
Organism: Nilaparvata lugens (brown planthopper)
Lineage: Eukaryota; Metazoa; Arthropoda; Insecta; Hemiptera; Delphacidae
Product: luc7-like protein 3
Exons: 3
Source: RefSeq, a predicted model, not a curated record
AGUGAGAGAGUGGAGCUAUGGAGCUUGAUAGAGAUUGAGAGAGCAGGAAUAAGAGAGAGAGAGAGAGAGAGAGAGAGAGAGGAGAGAGAGAGAGAGAGAGUGAGAGAGAGGAGGCCAUUCCAAACUGGCCACACCCCCAGCCAAUCACAAAGAAGAAGAAGAAGAAGAAGAAGUGGAAAAUAGAGAUGAUCAAGAAGGAGAAAACCUUUCAGAGCAAGAAGAUAA